ACAGAAUCGAGUGGUGUCCUUCUGGUUUAGAGACAACAGCGUUCUGCCGGUCAGCUUCCUUAUCUUCACUAUUAGGUCAGGGCAAUGUCCUCAACUUCUUCCUCACCGCUAACCUGGCUCAAUGGUAUGGUCUGCCCUGGAGUCUCUGGAUAGGGGCGCUCGUUUGCUGUACCGGUUUAGUAGCUGGUAUUUGUCUAGCCAUCCUCGACUCGAUCGGAACCAAACAACUAGACGAAGAGGCGCGCAAACAAAUGGAAUCAAAACCAAUAAGACUGACCGACAUAAAGAGCUUCCCUUCGACCUACUGGUAUCUUAUUGUGAUGCUCACAUGUUUCUACAGCUCCGUCAUUCCAUUUGUCUCCAACGCAACAAAAUUUUUCCAAGACCGUUAUGGCUUCUCUAAGACUGACGCGUCUUACAUCAAUGGCGCCGUGUACGACGUGUCGUUGCUAGCUCCUAUCCUGGGGAAGAUACUGGAGAAGCUGAACUGCCAUGGAAUUGUGGGAAUGGUAGCGUGCUUGCUGACCACCCCAGUGUACCUGACGCUCGCCUACCUAUCCAAGGUGCCGCCACUAGCCAUGUCCAUCUGUAUAGGGGUCACUUUCAACUGUAAUGCGAUAAUCCUGUGGCAGGUGAUGAUGUCGAUGGUACCCCCGACAUCGUACGGGACAGCGGCCGGUCUGGCGUCCAGUAGUAUGGGGAUAGGCAUGGGACUGUCUGCUCUUACUGUGGGAACCAUCCUUGGAAACGAGGAGGAGUUAAUAAUCCUGUGGCAGGUGAUGAUGUCGAUGGUACCCCCGACAUCGUACGGGACAGCGGCCGGUCUGGCGUCCAGUAGUAUGGGGAUAGGCAUGGGACUGUCUGCUCUUACUGUGGGAACCAUCCUUGGAAACGAGGAGGAAACGGACGUAGAUGUCCGGCUACAGAAGUAUCGGUAUAUGUUGCUGUUGUUCGCCUGUCUGAGUGCGGUGUCGUUCCUAAGUGCUGUAUUCAUGAACGUAUCCGACAUACGAUCGGAGUGCAAUAUAAACAGACGAUUACGUAAGAGUAAAUCAUCCUCAGAUAAAGCUGGAUCUGAAACUGACCCCCUGAUAUCAGAUAAUAACUCCGUCAAUAGAUAGUCGUGUGUGUGCUGGUGUGGACUGAAGUUACGUGUAUAUGUGCCAAAUAUAUUACAUAUAUGUGUACGUGUGUAGACCGUUAUAGAGCUUUAUGUGUGCAUCUCGGCGAACGGGUAUGUUUUUUUUUCAUUAUUUCAUGUAAUAUACUACAGUAAAAAUAGAUUACGAGUUCGCUUUUAGGGAAAAGUGUAUCCAUUGUUAGCGCUAGCUGUUUACCUGACCUAACUAUUCGUGCGUGAAAACAUCAUACCAAGGUAUUAUACCAAUCGUUGAGAAUUUUGGCUUAAAUAAUUUUAUAUCAAAUACAGAAUGUAGUGCAUAAUUGUGUAAAACAGUUUGUAGAUGUGAUUUGUGUAAAAUAUCAUAAUUAUUC
Molecule: messenger RNA, 1494 nt
Organism: Pecten maximus
Lineage: Eukaryota; Metazoa; Mollusca; Bivalvia; Pectinida; Pectinidae
Product: major facilitator superfamily domain-containing protein 1-like
Exons: 9
Coding region: 252-1121 (289 amino acids)
Biological process (GO): transmembrane transport
Molecular function (GO): transmembrane transporter activity
Source: RefSeq, a predicted model, not a curated record